AUGAACUUCCUGCAGUUAGAAACACCCCCUGGAGUGCCACACAUUCCUAUCAAGCUGCUCAAAAUGAUUGGCAUAAUCGGGCGGCAAAUGGACCGCUUUCGCAUUGUGCCACUCUUUCUUGUCUACAUUUUCAUUAUAGCCAUACCGAAAAGUUUCUACGGAUAUCCUAACUUCGAGGUGACUAUCAUCGGGAUUGCGGAGCUGUUUUUCCAAACCAACACCUUCUGUGGCAUAUUUCUGCUCUUUAUCAACGGGUACAAGCUGGAACAGCUGAUUGCGAGAGCGAAAGCUUUCUCCCAGACGGUACUCCGAGAAACAUCCCCCGCUAUCGUGCAACAUUUAAACACGCAGCACAAGCUCAUCCACAAAGUAACGAGAAUAUUCUUCAUCGUGGUAACGUAUGCAGCACACUUUUACGUGUUUGCACCGAUUCUGUCAACACUCUUCACACUCUACGGUACGAACAGAGACGUCAACGAAACCAUGCACUACACGCUACAUAUGGAGGAAAAUUUCUACGGUCUACCGACGCGCACCUCGGGACCACAUUAUCUACUCUUCAGCGCUAUUAUGACUCCGACAUCUUAUCUGUGUGCUUUCGCUGGGACGGUAAAAAUCAUAGCCAUCUGUAACUUCAUCAUCUACUGUACCCUUUACUUUCAACUGGUACAAAUCAAGCUGCAGACUGUAGCGCAAGAAAAUGCAUUCCACCAGCAGCUAAAAGCUAUCGUUAAAAUGCACCAGGAUGCACUCCAUUGUGCAAAGAUGCUAGAAUCCAUCACAUCUUUGGUGCUUUUGCAACAGCUUCUGUUGUGCGUCUUGAUCUGGUGCUCUAUGCUCCUGUACUUCACCGUGUCAGGAUUCAAUGUGAAUUUUAUGAGCCUGGUCGUCCUGUUCGUGUUUGACACAACGGAAACCUUUGCGUACUGUUACCUAGGAGAGCGCCUUUCCAACGAAAGUGCUCAAGUUGCGCAUGUGGCGUAUGAAUGUUUUCGGGAAACGCAAACCACCGCUAUACAAAAGGAUCUUAUGCUAGUUCUUGUGCGUGCCCAAACUCCAGUCGGAAUCACAGCCGGAAAGUUUUGUUACAUGAAUAUGGAGCAGUUUGGUAUUAUUCUGAAAACGACAUACUCAUUCUUUGUGGUAUUGAGAGAACAAUUUUAA
Molecule: messenger RNA, 1164 nt
Organism: Anopheles maculipalpis
Lineage: Eukaryota; Metazoa; Arthropoda; Insecta; Diptera; Culicidae
Product: odorant receptor 49b-like
Exons: 5
Coding region: 1-1164 (387 amino acids)
Biological process (GO): detection of chemical stimulus involved in sensory perception of smell; sensory perception of smell
Cellular component (GO): plasma membrane
Molecular function (GO): olfactory receptor activity; odorant binding
Source: RefSeq, a predicted model, not a curated record